UAAUUACUAGGUGAAAUGACAGCCCGAAAGAUGAGGAAGAAGAGUGAUUAUCAACACCUUCGUUCCUUCAAAGAAGAAGUUGAGGUUUUGAGGAACCUUCAUCCUGAGGCGGAUCUCAUUAAGGAUGAUGAGAUGCUGAAUUCUGGUCUUAGAGAAUGGAGACGGGAAGCUGAAUUGGCACUAAACAUCAAUGAAGGUCAUCUGGGUGGUCUAAUGAAGGAGGCAUUGAGUGUUGCUUGCCUCAGCAAGAGGUGUUUCCUGUGGGCCAUGUCCAUUAUGGAGGCGUAUAAGGAGUGGAAGCUUAAACGACAGACCAACAACAAGGUGAACAGGAUGCUGUUUGUUCAGCUUCCUGGGAUGAAGAAUGAAGAGGUCCUCUUCAAUCUACUUCGUCAAUUCAGGGGCGGGGAACUCACCAAGAACGAAUUCAAUGAGAAGAUGAAAGAGCAAAAGUCUUUGGCUGUUCCAAGCAACAAAAGGCGACCAACCAAGGGCGAUCCUGGGCCUCUUAAAAAGAAAAUAGCAGACCUUGAGAGCAGGAAUUCCAUGCUGCAGAAACAAGUCAUCGACUUAAAGAAGAAACUCAUGGAAACAACAAAGACAGAUGCUGUUGAUGUUUAUGCCUUUGAAAGUGAUGAUGCAAGUGAUGACAUAGAGGUUGCUGCUGUACUGCCUCCUUUGCAAGAAAACAGAGAGGAAUCCAGCUCUGAAGGAGAUUCAGAUGACAGCCUCUCCGUGUUGAUACCAACUAUCAACUACAUGAGGACGCCUGCUCUAGUGACCAGUAAUGCUAAGGAUGACCACACUGUGAUAGGUGAUGAUGAUGAUGAUGAUGAUGAUGAUGAUGAUGAAGGCGCAGAGUCUAAUGAGGAAGCUCUUCUACAGACAUUCGUAGACUUAGAAGAAGACACCACAACAGAGUUUUCAGAGCUUAAAGCUGGGGACCUUGUCCUUGCAAAAGAUGAAGAUGAAUGGUUCAAAGCCACUGUGAUCGUGUGUGAGGCACAGAAGUACAAAGUCCACUACUUUGGUUAUGGGGCCCAUUUCGACAAAUGGGUCUCAAAAGAAGAGGUCAAACUGUACUGUUUUGCUGUUGGAGAGAAGCUAAAAGCACGGUGGGAGGAUGGAUUCUUCUACAAAGGGGAAGUCCAGAGUGUUAACGGAAGAGAAGUAACCGUGCUGUUUGAUGAUGGUGAUGUGGGGAAAGCAACAUGUCUGAAGUUCUGCUGAGCAUCAUCGCUGUUUUCCUCAGUCAUCCCAUGGCCAUUUCAUCAUGUUUAAAGCAAAAUAACAAGAAAUACUUAAAGUUGUCUUUAUAUUGUUAUGUAAAUAUAAAUGAUAUCUGUUACUGUACAAUAAAUAUUUAUGCUUCUUUAUUUUGUUGUUUUCAUUUUUAGAGCUUAGUCUUUGGUGAAAAGAGCACUGAGGUACUCUGUAUGCAAUCGUAAUUUUAUUGACAUUCAAAAAAAUUAAUACAGCUUAUGUACACGCCUUAUCCAUUAGUGUCACCGUAGCCUGUGAGGCUGUGUGUGAGUUGGGGGGAGGGGUCUUAAAACUUCUUAUAUCGUAUAUUUAGUGAUUGAGCUGGUGAUAACAGCAGACUUUAUUAGGUUUUAAUGAAAAUUCAGAGUAGAGUAAGCAUACUUAUUCACAAAGGGCAUAUCCAUUUGGCAAGACACUGCCCUCCAUAGAUCAUAUUGAUCGGGAUCGUAAUUCCUCUAAUUGUAACACCAAAAUGGACGUACGAAAAGCAAAUCAUUGGUUCAAAGUGAGAAAUCAGCUUGAAAAGUAUGGAUUAGUUCAGGUUAAAUCAGUGUUAUUAGACGAGAGACUUAAACUUGUUCAAUACACUUAUAAAUAUGUAUAAAAGUACUGGCUGCAUUACUUGUAAUGGAAUAUUUGAACAAUUGACAGGAAGGGUCACUGGCACUGGAAGUAAAUGUAAAGUAUGCAAUUAUGUAAAAAAAAAAAAAAGACUUUAUACAUGCGCAUACUAUAUAUUUACAUUCAGUUUUAGUGCCUGUGGACAGGGUAAACACAUUAUUCAGUUGCCAUUUUGCUAGAAGUGAAAUGCAUUUUAGUAUUUAAUAUGAUUCUGAAAAAUAGCAAGAGAGAACACUUUGAAGAACUGAAUGUUUGUAAAAAAUGUUUCGCCCUGCUCCACCAAAUAUUCGGAAUAUUUAUAAAUCAACAGGACAAAACUUGGUUUAUUAUGUCUCGACCAUUUUUACCAUAACAAAACUUGACCUAUAUAUUCAUAUGAUAGAUAUAACAAAUUUCAUUUCAAUGUUUACAACCACUGCAAAGAAAAUGAAUGGCAACUGAUGGUGGACAGACAAUCAUCAAUAGCAAGACAAUAUGCCUUAUUGGGGGGUAAAAAACAAAAAAUGGUAAUGAAAAAAAAAUAUACUUUGAGAAUACUACAUGUAUACUACAUGUUACAUUCUUCGGCACUAGAAAUAAAACACAACUCUUAACAGUGCUUAAGGUUACUUAUUGUGUUAAUUUCAGAUUUGUUAUAUAUUUAAUAGGCUGGUGGGAUAAUUUCUCCCAUCACAUGCCAAAAAUAUGGGAUAAAUCCUAUAUGGACAUCAAUUAGUGGGAUAUUUUGUCCCGUGGGAGAAAUAAUCCCAUUUUAUCAAAAAUCAUGGGAUUUUUUUUCCCAUGUGGGAGAAAUUAUCCCACAGUACUUUUUCUCCCAUGGGAUUUUGGUGGGAUUUUUGGUGGGAUGAAAAAUCCCGCCAUUCUCCCGUGGGAUUUUAGGUUUUGACUGAGGUUUCUGAGAAAACUACUACAAUGUGUAAGUUGAGAUUGACAUGAUGAGGUCAGAAUAAAAAAUCCCACCAAAAUAUAGAAAAAAAUCUAAUGUAGGUCUUUUCGAAAGGGUACCUAAAAGUCCGGACUUUGUCGUGU
Saccostrea cuccullata (small rock oyster) is the source of this 2913-nucleotide messenger RNA. RefSeq lists its product as uncharacterized. The record is from RefSeq and is a predicted model, not a curated record. NCBI's taxonomy places the organism in Eukaryota, Metazoa, Mollusca, Bivalvia, Ostreida, Ostreidae. The transcript has 16 exons. Bases 16 to 1230 code for a protein of 404 amino acids.